UCCUUUUCAUUGGCGGAUAGGAAGCUGGGAGAUGGGAUGCUUGGGUCCCGGGGUGGAGGGGGGCGGCACCUAGUAAGAAACGUUCCACUCCCUGGCCUCAUCCCCGUAGGCUCCAAGUUGCCAUCAUGGACCCUGGCACCUGCCCCUCAGGAUGCUGGCACCCAGAAUCCCAUUCCUUUCCCCCUUAAGGCCUUGUAUCCAGAAGCCCCUUCUCACUUCCCCCUCCCUGCCAGGCCCUGGAGGCCCCUCCUAGACUUGGACACCCUGAACCUUCCUGCUCCCCCCUCCCUGCAGCAGAUGCCUGGACCUUGGUCCCUGCUGGGAGCAGCAGCUGGCCCUGCCUGACUCAGCAGCCCCAGGCCUUCCUGGUUAAUGAUCAGCCAGCGGCAGAGCAGGCGGGGGUCCUGCUGGUGUCAGGGGAGGGUCCAAUGCGGCGGAGGGAACACCGGAGCACAGCCACCCUUGAGGAGGGCAGGCCAGCCCCAACUGCCCACUGUGAGGGCAUCUUCCAGCACCUCGGUCGGCAUCGCAGCCGGCUGAUUGCCUACAGCCUGGUGUUUGAGGACCCUGCCUCGAUCCAGGAUCCAGACUCAGACACUGACUCCGAUGGGCCUGGGCCUGGCCCAAGGGUUGGGAUUGGGGGUGAGAGGGGUGGUCCCCCACUGGAAGGUCCCAUAGCUGAGCUGGAAUGGGACCCCACUGGGGAUGUGGGGUGGCUGGGUGCCCCCCGGAGCAAGAGAGUCUGGACACCGGGGUCCCCCUGUGAAGUGUGUGGGCGUGCUGAGCCCCUGGCGGUGUGGCCCCUAGGGCCAUGGGGUCCCCCCCUGUCUUCUUUCUGCACUCAGGACAGGAAGCAGCCGAGCCCCCGAGAUGUGACUGUGCAGAUCCCUCUGGGUGCCGGGGGUCCCAAGGAGGGUGCAGCUCAGCCACGAUGGUCUCGACGAACCGUCUUCUUUCUGCUGCUUCUGCUUCUGCUGGGGGUUGCCUGUCUUCUCCCGCCCCCCGGGGGGACUCCUUGCCCCCCUCCCCGGCUCCAUGGGCCCCUGCACCUCGUUCUCAGCUAUGUCAACGGCCCACCCCCAACCUGAGCCCUCACGGGCCUUCCAAGGAGACCCCAGUAUCUUCCUUUGGAUCUCCGGAAUAAACUUUAAAAACCUGA
This is a messenger RNA of Trichosurus vulpecula (common brushtail), 1159 nucleotides long. RefSeq names its product spectrin repeat containing nuclear envelope family member 4 (gene SYNE4). The transcript has 4 exons. The coding region runs from base 429 to 1088 and encodes 219 amino acids. The record is from RefSeq and is a predicted model, not a curated record. Gene Ontology annotation, biological process: establishment of epithelial cell apical/basal polarity. NCBI's taxonomy places the organism in Eukaryota, Metazoa, Chordata, Mammalia, Diprotodontia, Phalangeridae. Gene Ontology annotation, cellular component: nuclear outer membrane; nuclear envelope; meiotic nuclear membrane microtubule tethering complex.